CUCGUCAUGUCCCGCCCAUACGAUAUAGUCGUUUACGGUGCAAGCGGUUUCACCGGAAAGUUUGUGGCGAAGGAACUCUGUUCUCUCGCUGCGAAAGGAUCAUUUCCUGGGCUGAAAUGGGCUAUAGCCGGACGCUCGAAGGGCAAGCUCGAUACACUCGUCUCCGAGAUCUCCCAGCAGUACGCUGGCGUGGCACCUCCAGGAAUAAUAAUCGCCGAUGCCAGCGAGACAGAUGGAGAGGGUCCUCUGCAGGCUGUGGUGGAUAUGGCUGCAGCCACUAGAUUGGUCCUGAACUGUGUCGGGCCUUACCGCUUUACCGGCGAGAAAGUCGUACAGGCUUGUAUCCAAGCGAGCACCGACUACCUGGACUUGUGCGGGGAGCCGGAAUUCAUAGAAAAUAUGAUUCUCAAGUAUCACGACACGGCAGCUGAGAAGAGCAUCACGAUCGUCCAUGCCGCUGCAUUUGAUUCUGUACCGGCCGAUCUUGGGGCGUUGUUUGCAAAGCGGAACUUGAUUGAGAAGGGCGCAACACCCAGCUCAGUUGAGAUGUACGUGAAGAUGCUCGUCUCUGGGAACGCCAAACCCGGGCUCAAUUUUGCAACCUACCAAUCCGCUGUGGAGGGCUUCGGAUCCGUCGGACAACUGCGUCAAGUUCGCAAAGCUCUCGCUGCAAAACAGCCACGUCCGGCGACUGUUGGACCCAAGCUUAAGCCUCGCAAGGGAUUGCUAGGGAGAUUCCCGCCUUACUUGGAUCGUGUCGGCGGCUACCUGAUCCCCUACUUCUUCGCCGACCCAGCGAUUGUGCGACAAACCCAGAUCCUGGAAGAAGUUCAUUCGGCUGGGCUCCCGCCAAUCCAGUUCGGCGCCUAUCUUGUGAUCCCAUCCCUGAGGAUCCUGCUAUUGAUGAUAUUUUAUUUCACCAUAUUCAGCUUCCUUGCGGCUAGGAAGUGGGGGCGGGCUCUGCUCCUCCGGUACCCGAGACUGUUCUCUCACGGUACAGUUUACAAAGGAGGACCUCCAGUGGAGUCGCUCAAGCACUUUGCAUUUACGGAGACGUUCGUUGCUAGAGGGUAUUCAUCCGCCGUAGAUCCGAAAAGUGGCGCGCAGCCCGACGUGGAGGUAGUGACCAGAGUCAGCGGGCCCGAGUUAGGUUAUGUCGCUACGUCCAUCUUGUUCAGCUUCUGCGCCAAAAUUCUUCUGGACGAGAGACGGCGCUCCGGGGAUGGAGGCUCGAUACGCCUGCGGCACGGCGUGCUCACGCCUGCUGUUGCUUUCGGGGACACCGGUCUGAUUGAGGAACUCGAUCAAGACGGGAGAGUCACGUUCUCUGUGGUCCAAGCUUAGAUUUGUUUUGCUGAGGCUUUCUUGUAUAUUACUUCUGUAAUACUCAUCGACUGCACCACAAGGG
Gloeophyllum trabeum ATCC 11539 is the source of this 1408-nucleotide messenger RNA. RefSeq lists its product as uncharacterized. Gene Ontology annotation, cellular component: mitochondrion; plasma membrane; lipid droplet. Gene Ontology annotation, biological process: glycolipid biosynthetic process. The coding region runs from base 7 to 1344 and encodes 445 amino acids. The transcript has 4 exons. NCBI's taxonomy places the organism in Eukaryota, Fungi, Basidiomycota, Agaricomycetes, Gloeophyllales, Gloeophyllaceae. The record is from RefSeq and is a predicted model, not a curated record.